GUGUUCGCACGGGUUUGGCGCUUAUGGAAGGCAUGCAGGAGAUGGUGUCGGAAUGGCAGAGGGAAGACGAAACGACAGUGCCAGAGCCGAUAGACAGAGCCCUGGACGCGCUGAACUAUUUCCUGAAGCUGAUGGGGGGCAACAGCGAGCACAACCAGAGCUACGAGGCACGCAACAGCAAGAACAGGAACCCGAACGAGGACAAGGAGUUUUGCGAGGAGGGGUUCGGUAAGAUCCAGAUCGGCAUCAACGAAGCCCCCAACUUCAGAGCAGUUCCCCCGAACAACGCGAGGGAAGACACCUGGGCGAAGCUGGGCCAGUUCGCGGGCCACAACCCGAGGAUAGCGAUGGUUACGCUGAUCGUCCACGUGGGAGGCAAGUCCCUGUCGGCGGCGCCCACGUCGGAGUUGGA
This is a messenger RNA of Prorocentrum cordatum, 412 nucleotides long. The record is from the annotation of a GenBank genome assembly. NCBI's taxonomy places the organism in Eukaryota, Dinophyceae, Prorocentrales, Prorocentraceae.